ACCACAAAGAAACUCCGCAAGUGAAAGUACUGAUUUUAACUCACCUGGGCGGAUAUAUAUCAUGGAUUUGAUCUGAAUCAUUUUGUAGGCUAACAGGAGCUGACAGCAACAGCAGAUAGGAUGAGUUGGGGAGCACUUUAUGCCCAGCUGGGAGGGGUAAAUAAACACUCCACCAGCCUGGGAAAGAUCUGGCUGUCUGUCCUCUUCAUCUUCCGCAUUAGCAUCCUUGUAAUAGCCGCCGAAACGGUCUGGGGGGAUGAGCAGUCCGACUUCGAGCCUAUGCAUGUGGCGCAUCGCAAACGCAAUGUAAAGAAAGGACUUUUGGCCAACCGAGGUGGCGGUGCCAAAGGGGAUGACCUGGAGAGUCUGAAGAAGAGGCGUCUACCCAUCACCGGGCCGCUGUGGUGGACCUACACCUCCAGCCUGUUCUUCCGGCUCCUUUUCGAGGCCGGAUUCAUGUACGCUCUGUAUUAUGUCUACGAUGGGUUUCAGAUGGCCCGUCUUGUGAAGUGUGAGCAGUGGCCCUGUCCCAAUAAAGUUGACUGCUUUAUCUCACGACCAACAGAGAAGACAGUCUUCACCAUCUUCAUGGUGGGAUCUUCUGCUAUCUGCAUUGUGCUCAAUGUGGCUGAACUGGCCUACCUGAUUGUCAAAGCAUUGCUGAGGUGCUCAGCCAGAGCCAAAGGAAGGCACGCUUUUGUUCACCAAGAUAAAAUGUCCACAGAAAAGGCACACUUACAGAAUGAAAAGAACGCAAGGUUGCUGUUAUCUGCUUCGGACUCCUCGAGCGAUAAGACUGUUUAAGAUUAUCCCUACAUCCAGUGACUAAUUCUACUAACAUGGUAAUAGGCUUGUGAUGACAGUGUUUUAACUUCUCUAAUGCCAUUAGAGCAUUAGAAUUAGUGUGUUUUGUACCUUGUUUUUGACACCCUGCCCUGAGAAAAUAACAAAGCCUAGCCUGACAGCAGGUUUCAAGCAUGCUUCAUUCCAGAGCUGGCAUUCCUCCCCCAAGCCAAAAGACAAUUAGUGUGUACUUACAGCACUGAAUUGUCUGUAAAAAUGUUCUAGGUUGUUGAAUUUCAUUUGCCAAAUUACUCAAGAGCCUCACAGUACUCUCUAGUGGCAUUAGAAAAGUCCAAGAGUGACUCCUAGUGGUCACAACGACAUAAAUGAAGUUCAGAGACCGUAUUUGCACAAAAUUGAGUGUCCUUUUUUGAGGGAUCAUUUACACGAUGUUGUAUUGUAUGUAAAUGCUUCUUUUUAAGAUUGAGUUUUGCUUUGUUUACUUCUUUUUAAACGCAAUUUCUUUUGCUCUUUCUGUUACCCAUCAACAGUUUUGACUAUAUAGCUAUAUAACUUACAGAGCUGAGCAGGAUUUGUGUUUUUGUGUGUUUUUAUAUGUGCUUAUUUUGCACCUUUAUUUAAAUGUCUUCAACAACUGCACAUCUGUGUUUAGUUUUAAGUCAUUUCACUAGGUUCCGUUGCAUUGACCCAUACCGGGGAUUUUAUAUCAGCAUACCGCAGUGCCUAAUUAGGUUGUUAACAAAUAAGGCUGUAGUGGCGCGUCAGUCAGUCCACCUGUUGACAGGUGGGAGCUCGUGGUCUCGCGUUUCGUCAACUGUCCGUUAUCUUCUGCUUUGUUUUUCUCCUCUCUGAGAGGCUCUACACGUCAGCGGUGACCAGUUUUGUUUUUAAGGCUUUGACUAAACCGCAGAAAGUAUUGUUAGCAAAGUUUCCACAUGGUAUUGAUGGAAUCUUCUGCUGUUUCCUAAAGUGAGCUGUGAUCAUUUUUGAUAGCCACCUGUUUGUAAAAGUACAUUUCUUUGAAAUUUUGGUUAACAACUUAUCUUUUAU
Messenger RNA from Sinocyclocheilus rhinocerous, 1854 nucleotides. RefSeq names its product gap junction beta-6 protein-like. The transcript is spliced from 3 exons. The record is from RefSeq and is a predicted model, not a curated record. Gene Ontology annotation, molecular function: gap junction channel activity. Gene Ontology annotation, biological process: gap junction-mediated intercellular transport; cell-cell signaling. The coding region runs from base 121 to 804 and encodes 227 amino acids. Lineage: Eukaryota; Metazoa; Chordata; Actinopteri; Cypriniformes; Cyprinidae. Gene Ontology annotation, cellular component: connexin complex.